Scomber scombrus (Atlantic mackerel) is the source of this 1770-nucleotide messenger RNA. RefSeq names its product nuclear factor 7, brain-like. Lineage: Eukaryota; Metazoa; Chordata; Actinopteri; Scombriformes; Scombridae. The record is from RefSeq and is a predicted model, not a curated record. The coding region runs from base 154 to 1770 and encodes 538 amino acids. The transcript has 2 exons. Gene Ontology annotation, molecular function: protein binding; zinc ion binding.
AAACUUUGACAUUGUUGAUCAGAGCUGAGACGCCAUUACAGGUUGUGAGAUCUCUGCUGGAAAACACUCGUUUGAAGGAUUUGAAGUGAUCAAGUGAAGGGACAGUAACUUGGUGAGUCUGACUAUUGAAAGAUCAUUUAGACAACAAAGAAAAUGGCUGAGAAAGAUGCUCUUUUUCAACGUUACCUGAGCUGUCAUGUGUGUUCAGAGACUUUCAGAGAUCCUGUGUCUCUGAGCUGCAGCCACAGCUUCUGUUCAAGCUGUCUGAAAAAAUUCUGGGAACAAGCUAAAAACAAGAACUGUCCCAUUUGUAAAAGAAAAUCUUCAAAGGAUUUUCCAGGAGUGAACUUUUCACUGAAGGAACUAGCUGACUCCUUUGCUGAGAGACAGAAAGCUGGAUCAACUGAGACAGAAAAAGGAGAAAAGAAGGUGGAGGUGGUGUGUAGCAAACAUCAAGAAGAGCCUAGAUUGUUCUGUAAAGAUGAACAGAGAGCUGUGUGUCCUGUCUGCGAGUUUUCUCUCCAUCACGGUCACAAGGUGGUUCCUGUAGAACAAGCAGUCAGUGACCUGAAGGACCAGCUGAAAUCUGACUUAAAGCCUCUACAGGACAAGAGGAACAAAUACAAACAAGUGGAGAAAACAUACAAUGAAAUGAUUCAACACUCCAAGAAGCAGCUGCUGUCCACAGAGAAGCAGAUCAGAGCAGAGUUCAACAAGCUCCACCAGUUCCUGAAAGAGGAAGAGGAGUCCAGACUGGCAGCUCUGAGGGAGGAAGAGGAGCAGAAGGGGAAGACUAUGAGCAGAGAGAUGAAGAGGAUUCAGGAGCAGAUCUCCUCUCUGUCAGACAGUAUCUCUGCUGUUGAAGAAGACCUGCAGAAACACAACAUGUCAUUCCUCAGCAGUUAUAAACCCACUCAGACCAGAGCCAGAGCCCAGAGCUCACUGUCAGAUCCACAGCUGGUCUCAGGAGCGCUGAUAGAUGAGGCCAAACACCUGGGCAACCUGUCCUUCAGAGUCUGGGAGAAGAUGAAGGAGAAGGUCCACUUCAGUCCUGUCAUUCUGGACCCAAACACUGCAUACCCCCGUCUUUAUCUGUCUGAUGAUCUGACCAGUGUGAGAUAUGGAGACACAAAGCAGCAGCUCCCUGAUAAUCCAGAGAGACACACUAAUGGUGCCUCUAUUCUGGGCUCUGAAGGCUUCAGCUCAGGGAAACACAGCUGGGAGGUGGAGGUGGGAGACCAUCCUGUCUGGAAUGUGGGUUUGGCUAAAGAGUCAGUUGACAGGAAGGGAAAGGCAGAUCCUUCACCAAAAUAUGGAAUCUGGUGUUUAAAGCAUCACAGUGGAAAAUACACUAAUGGUCUUAAUAAGACUGUCAGAGUGAAGAAGAGUCUCCAGAGGAUCAGAGUCCAGCUGGACUAUGACAGAGGGGAGGUGUCCUUCUACGACCCUGAAGACAAUACUCACAUCUACACUCACAGAGACACUUUCACUGAUAAAGUAUUCCUUUAUUUAAAUGUUGGAUCAGCUGGUGAUGCUAAAACCACUGAUAUCAAAAUCUGUUCAGGAAGGGUUUGGGAAUAUCGGAACAUCCCUAGUAAAAAGCUCACAGAGCUUUGUGGCUGCAUUAAAACUGCAGCAGCAGCAGAUGUAGUCCUAGACGUCGGUGUUGAGGAGCAGGUGGAAGUUAAACCUGAUGAGCAUCCACAGGCUGGACAUGAUGAGGGACAGACAGCAGAGGGACUGAUAAGUGGCAGGGACACAAAACAGUAG